AUGUUACUGUGGGUCUGCGGAAGAGGUUCUACUGGUGUCCCGGACAGAGGGGGGGGCUUAUGGGAUGAUGUUGGGCUUUCCUUUCGGUUGCCGAGUUCUCGGGAAGGCCCGCGGUUCACCCGCAACUUGACUCCCUGUGCCACACUUGCCGUUAGAGUUGCCUUGACUCUUUCCUUUGUCGGGUCGAUUUGGACACAUGGUCAUCUGAUGCUAUAGACUCUCGGGUGUGUGUGAUGGCCACUAGUUGUUGGUGUAUCGCCUCCCGAAAUUCCUGAUUGCCUACUUGGUCUUUGGAGAUUUGAAGGCGCACUUCUUCUAGUUCUUUGUCGAUGUCUCCCCACUUCACUUCACUAGGCUUAAGUCACAUGUCGAUCAAAACUUGGCUCUCAUACCAAUUGAUGGGUGCCCUAGGUUGAGAGUGGACAGAAAGGAGAAUUAAUUCUGAGAUGAUAAGAUGAAAACAAACCCUGAGAGAACGAGAUAUUACAGAUUUUUCUACGAAGAAGUCAAAGUAACCGAGGGAGUUACUCGCACCUGACGUCCCUCGGGAAUGGAAAGUAAAUGGGUAGUGGCCGCUUCGAGAUGGCCGGUUCUUUAAUGUGGCUGCACGUACUGAAAGGCAAACCCGUUUCCUGGUCACGGCGUUGGAGUCGCCCUCUCCUUCUGCUCUCGUAGUGCUUGUCUCUUGGGCCUCAAUAAGCUGGCCGACUUCAUCGCGGCCACCGCCGAAGUAUUUUGGCACAAGCUUAGGAAGACGGCGACUUCUGUAAACUCACCAGUCAGUCCGUGCAAUAAGGAGAGAAGAAUGAGAAGAGACACAGAGUGAAUUGUGUUACCAGGGACUGGUAUAAAUCAAUUUUAAAUUAUUAUAUUAUAUAAUUUAUUUUAUUUGUCGAGUCAAGAGGUUAAUGAUAAUUUACCCCUAAAUUACAAGUAAUGAUAAUUAAAUUAUUUUUUUAAAAGGAAGAUCGGGUUGUGAAAGAAAUAAAGUCCAUUCAACAAGGAGAGGAGAGAGAGAGAGAGAGUUGUGCUACUUUUGAAUCGAUUUCAAUGAAUAUAUUAAAUAAUUAAAUUAUCAUUCGUCUAAAUAGCUUAAUGACUACUUUAACCCUAAAUUAGUUAUGGUAGAAGAGACACAUAAAUAUGUGUUAUUAGUUCGUUGUUAUAAAAUUCAGAUUGGAUGGUGGAAAAAAAGUCCACAGUUAUCCAUUUAUAAUAAUAUCUUUAAAUUGGCGUGUUUGGUCCGGUUCACUAUGAUUUGGGAGAACCGGUUCGGGUCGAGAUAGUGCGACCGCCGGUCCGGUGACCGCUCGUAUUAGAUCGGGGACGACGGAGAAGUGCAGACUUUCUGUUGUGUGCUCCCCGUGGAAACCCUAUCUGCACCGUCGGCCUCAGCGGCGUCACCCUGCUCCGCCGAGAGGGCUUGGCUCGGCCGCCGGUGACUGUUCCUGUGCUAGGUCAUGGCCGGACGAGGUCGAAUGCCCUCCCGGCACGCCUUUCACGAUGGCGGUCGGCGUGCGGCUUACCCCGACGUACACGACGGCAAUCCCUUCCCACGCGGCGGGCCCCCGCCGCCUCGACCGCCUCCACCGGCGGUAUACGAGGAGGAGAUCGAAUUCCAGAUGGGGGAGAUAAGGAGGCUCGUGGGGGAUAACCGCAGGCUUGUGGACAAUUGCGCCGGCCUGCAGCGGGAGUUGGCCAUGGCCAAGGAUGAGAUCCACCGCUUGAACAUCUUUAUCGGAGACAUUCGAGCUGAUAAGGAUGCACAAAUUAGGGAUCUGAUAGAGAAAGGCAUGAAAGUGGAGGCUGACCUCCGUGCGGCAGAGCCCCUUCGGAACGAAGUGGCACAGCUUCGUGCCGAUCUUCAGAAGCUAAAAUCUCUACGGCAGGAGCAGGUGCAGGGGCUGACGCAGGAGCUCUCAAGAUCUCAGGCCGAUGCUAAGCAGGCGCAUGCCCUCAAGGGCGAGAUCGAUGGUCUCAGGCAGGAGCUUAUGCGUGUCAGGUCAUACCGACUUCGUUUAUAUCGUGUCCUUCUCGUCGUUGACUUUUCAACUCCCUCUUCCGGAUUCACGUGUAAAUUUGACGGUCUUUUGUUUAUCUUUUUCAGGACCGCAUUAGAGUAUGAGAAGAAGGGGAAUGCAGAACUGGUCGACCAGAGGCAGGCAAUGGAGAAGAACUUGGUUUCCAUGGCUCGUGAGCUUGAGAAGCUGCGUGCAGAACUAGCAAGUGGUGAACCAAGAAACUGGGGCGCAGGUACCUUGCUAUAUUUCUAAAGCUUGUUUCUGAUCUCCAAUUUUUUUGUUUCGAUGACUGUGGUCAUUUUAAAGUCUAUGGGGUAAGCUUGAUUUUGAUUACAAUACACUGCUUUAAAGUGCACCCUCUUACCCGCAAGUCUGUUCUAAGUAGUCUUUAUAACGACAUCCAACAAGCUGAUAACAUUACUUAGUUUUUCCAUUUUGUCACUUAUUGGACGCAUAUGAUGCGUAGAUUGUUCUAGUAGUUAAUAUCAUGUGUCACCGAGACCUGACUAUGUUGAUUUAUUUUCGUAGGUGGAGCUUACGGAGUAAAACUCAACAGUCCUGAAGGGGGCUUUCCUCCAUUUGGUGAUGGAUAUGGUCUUCACUCGGUAUGGCUCAAAAUUUUAGAGCGGUAGUAAUCGCUCAUGAGUCCGAAUGACCGUGACUAGGUGUCUUGCCCUUGUUUGAGGAUUUAAUUCAUUUAGUUUAUCACUCAAUUACUUCUCAGGGUGCCGCAGAUAAAGGUCCUUUAUACGGCAUGGGCCAAGGUUCUUGGGGAGGAUACGAGAAGCCUCGCCUUCCUAGGCGCUGAUGUGCGAUCGGAUUAUCACUUACACACAGUGAUCAUGCAUUUUCGAUAUUGGUGUCUCGACUACAUUGAAGGGUUAGAUGUUUAAGGCUCUCAAGUGGUGCAACGUGCUAUAAAAAAAUCAUAGGACUUACAGCAUCAGUUGCUUUUUCACGAAUGAUGUUUCAUCUUUCUGUUAAAUAUUCAGACUAGUUCCUUGAAUUUCUGAUUUUAUGGCUGUGUGGUUUAGGAUUGAGUUGAAUUACGAUCUGAAAUUCACAGUAGCAGUUUUGAUAUCCUUUUCAUGUUACAUGAUGCAGAUUGCUUCCUGAGGCUGAUUCGUCUUCCAUUUUACUGAUUUGUGUGAUUGAAACUUCAUUCAUAUAUUAUUUUCUGCUAACCUUAGCAUAGGGUUUUUACUACGUAUUAUCAUAUCCUAUUUAUAAGAAACUUGUGCAUCCAGCAAGUGUGAGCCACUGGUGUCACUUGGAAAUGAGUAGGGAUGUUCAGCAGAAAUCAGAUCAUCCCGCGGGAUGUUUAAUAGCAUCAAAUCGCAGGGAACAUCAAUGACAUCUUCCAAGAGUGGUGACUUGGAUUUGGUUAGAUGUCAUAUACUUUAUAUUUGUACUACUAGUAUAAUUUCUUUCAUUACGGUGUCAGUAUACGGAUGAAGUGUUUGUGUAGUAACACUCUGAUGAUGCACCGUGCUCUGGAAACAUAUGGAUGCAUUCUUAUCAGUUGUCAAUGCUCUGACCAUGCAUGGGGUACUUAUCUUGGAAGUUUUGAGGGGAAGUGAGACACCAUUUUAUUGUCAGUCCAAAUAUAAUGAAGACGUGAAUUGUUUGAUAGUGGCAAAAUCACUUGAAUUGUCAACUGAUUUUUGUUUGGUUUUUUGUAAAAAUAUGGAGCAUGGUACACAAUAUGUUAUUUGGAAGUUGUACUUUAGACUUUAUUUAGGGGAAAGUGAAAUGUCUCGUGCCUCGUAUCCUUGGUGAUUUGAUUCCAAUCAACGCUGACUCAAGUACGAAAAACAGAUAUCAGUUUGGUUUCCAUAACUUAGUGAUUUUCUUCUGCACUAUAGAUGGUUUCAGCCAGAUGUCUUUGUUGGACAUUGUUAUGUCUUUUUCCCAGGAGAGAGAUCUUGUCUAGUUAUAUACUGGUGGGUCCCUCUCACUAUCAGAUGAUUGUAUAGAAAUUGGGUUAUGAUGCUUCUUUGCUUUUGGAUGUGGAAAUCAUUUGAAUAUGAUGGUAAAUAUUUGUUGCUGCUACUGGUCACAUAUUAUACAGUUUAUACGAAGUUGGAGGGAAUGGUGAUCCCCUUUUUUAGUCCUUAUGAUCACGUAGAGACGAAUCUUCAUGAAGGUAAUUAUUUGACGGAUGAUCUGGCCUAGAAUGGCCAUUUAGUUUUGAGUUUUAUUCCAUAUCGCAUUAUUUCAUCAGAUGCCUUCGAUCUGAUUAUGCGCGUAUGAGAAAUAACUAUGUGACGGGUUAUGGCAGUGUAGUUUUUUCCCGUUUCAGAAGUGUAUGAUCAGUUUCCCCUUUGAGUUGGGUUUCAUGGGGCAGCAGAUCAUAAUUAGCUGAUUCUCAUGGUAUCUCUUCACUUCUUGCAGCCUAGACUUAUGGCCAAAGGGUUACCAAAGGGUAACUUGUUAUGGGUAUGCUUGAGUUGCUAUUUUCCUGGAUAUGGACUUCUGUUCUGUGUUAGACCUCUGCUUUGAAAAUAGCUUUAGGUCGUACAAAUGCCGCUGUUGCAUUGAUAGUGAGAGUAUAUUCCCUGGUUCCGUUUCUGGAUGCUAUCUGAUUAGCUCCAUUUUCACACUAUGGCUACUUCAGAAUAUCCAGAAGAUCGUCAACUUUUGUUUAAUGUGAUGGAUGGACGGUGCAUACUUUGUGGUGAUGAUUAAUCAGGCCUGCUCUCAUUAGCGACUUGAGAAUGAACAGAUCACUGCUGAUCGUGAGUUUUUUAUUUCUGUUUAGCUUAGUACCAAUGCCUGUCGACUAUUUCUUAUAAAGGGGUUGGAGAUGUUUCAAGGACGGUGAAGCAUGUCUCCUCUUAUAAACUAUCUUGUUAUUCUUACUUUCUCUACAAUAAGAGUGAUUUGUCCUCUGGGAUAUAGUACGGUUUCUGUAUCUUCUUUAGGUUCAGGGAAACUUAUUAGUUUGCCUGUAUUGUUACUGUAGUCGCAGUUGAGCUUGAUCUCUCCCGGGUAUCAGCGGAAACAGAAUUUAUGGAUUCUUUGUGACAUGAUGGAAAAGAAACCGAUGGAUCUGUCUAUUUAUUGGCUGCUUGACACCGGCAUUUAACACUCUAGCUGAGGCAUUGCCAUGCCGAAAUCUGGUGGUUGGCAUUUCUUAAGCCUCCAUGUGCCCUUCCUUGGUUCACUGAAAGCCUUUGAGCUUUGUUUAGGUGUGUCCUUUGCUGUACGUCCCAAUAAUCUUUGUCAUUUGUUUGAUCGUUUUGUUCCAUAACUCCAUCACCUAUACGAAAACAAUUAUCCUGCACGAGUGAAGACGAGUUGGAGUAUCAGAAGAUGAUGGAGAGGCUACAUGCAAGAAGGAUUGAUCACUUGUAGCGAGAAUAACUGAGGCAAGUGACUUUCCGUUUCUGUUGUAAAGGUUCCUGUUUGAUAAGACCAUUCAUUGUGAAGUGUGUGGGUUUUAUAUACAAUGUAUUUAAAUGGUUCUUUUUUUACUGCUUACGGGCUCAUCAUCUUUAGACAUUGAGACAUCAGUGAGGUCACUGUUUUUCGUUAACUUUGCAGUUCGUCCUUUCUGUUGUCUGGAUUGUUUGGAGUCAAGAGUAUUCCAGUUUCCCUAUUUAUAGGGUUCUUGCAAUGUGCACUACAUGCAUUUUAAGACUGUAUUUUCUGUGCAUCUUGUCUAGAGCAAUCAAGGAAAUAUCACAUAAUUGAGGUCACAAUUGUUGUUUACGGGUCUUAAGUAUAUUUCUUGUUUUUUUCACUUUGAUUGAAAAGUUGGAUCUUGGUGGAUGGGAUGGUUGAUGAUUUGAAACGGGGAAGAUGCAUGGAAACUGGACGUAGUAUUGAUGUCAAUAUUUUUUGCUGGGUUAAAAGGAUGUAGGUAUGAGUCGUGGAUGCAUAUUAGACACUUUUUGGAAAAAUUAUUUGCCAAAUGGAGAUAGAUGGUAAAGAAGUGAUGUAGGGCUAUGCACACAUUUUUAUUCCAGAUUUCUACUUUCAGUGAUGACAGAUGAGUUUUUCUGCGUGAAACAUGUUCUGUUAGCUAUCAUCGUGCAGGAGCUCUAUACCCCUUUGUCUGCUGGAGGAUACACUACAGAAAGAUAGUGAGACGAGGGAUCGGGAUAAAUGUCCUUUAUCAAAGAGAUUUUGAAUUGUUUGGCAACAUUUUAUUAUCAUUGUCUCUCUGAAUGUCACGUGGAAUACUAUGGAGGAAUCGAGAGAUUAUUUCAUUAUGUUUCAUUUAAUGUGAUAGGAUAGCCGAGACAGUUGUAAUUUGCUCGAUUGAAUAGUGGGAGAAGAUUCCUUAUGAUUUAUAUCCUUUACUGGUGAAUUGGGUUGUCACUCGUUGUUUCAUAAUUGAGAAGCCAGUCCAUCAUCCAUCCAACAAUUAUUUGACUACGUGGUAGUUUCAGUUACAAUAUUUUCACACGACGUAAGGAUACUGGGUAUGAUGCACUCUCUAUGUGCAUCGUUUAUGGGAUUUUCUUGAAGCUUCUAUCUUGCAGCAGGGUGAUCUGUAUUGAAGCUGGGGACUGGGGGUUUAGCAGUCUUAGGGGGAUGACUAAGGCUUUUCCAGCAAGAAUUUUACUUUUUUGGUUGGAAGGAGGGGGUGGCUCAUACAGUUAGUGUAGAUCGGGGAGCUUGUUAGUGACAGUACCCACUUUGUGUCUAAUGUUUCUGGAGAGACAUUUAGGACGGGCCCAAACGACCUGUAGGGACAAUAACACAUCCGAUAGUCUCUUCUCUGUUGUACAUUGACAUGAAGAGUUGAAGAAAUAGAUUUUUUAGUCUCUGUCCACUGAAUGCUUAGACGCUUUCUGGAGAAUUAACCAUCAUCAUCGUCAAUUUUUGCUGCGUAGUAAAUUGAUAUCUGGCAAUUUUGAGAGUUCUUUGACCAUUUGUAUUCUGUGAGGUAGUGCGAGGCUACAUUGGCCAAGGUAACUUUGGAUGCUGUGUAUCUGGUGAAAGUUGUGCGACAGCAGUUCGUUUAUGAAGGAAUGCUUCAUUAUUUUAUAAGUUAUAGUUCACGUGCAACUACAGGUCAACUCUAAGAAAUUCUCGUGGAUUAAAUUAUGAAAAUGAGAGAUGUGUUCAUAUUAGAUAUAAUGAACGAUGCUGAAAUUAAGUGGAUUUCUGGAUAAGUAAGUCCUGUGAAAUUCUUCUCUUGGUAAUAAAUGAGGUCUCUGUGGUUCCUGUGGAUGGUCCUCGUGCGCUAGCAUAUCUCCUGCGUGAAUGACGUGGAUGAAUGCUUUUUCCUAGAAAUCCUAUGGUCAGUCAUAUCUUACAUAAAUGAGAAGGUCCGAAUUGGUUUCCUGAACGUUUAUCACAACCAAUCAUUACUUCGAGAGCGCGAUUCUCUCUGAACCAACUUGACAUUCGCUGUUGAUUUGUACAUGUUUUUAAUCCUUCAUUGAUAACGUUCUAGAGUUGUUAUUCUUUCUGAGGUUACUAACUAACAUCUUUUCGUACCCUGUCAUUUGCCUUUUGUAAAUCUACAAAACUAUCCAGAGGUUACUCUUUCUUACUGCAUAUUUAUUAAUAAUCCUCUGUUUUGAUAUCUAAACUUUCCUUUCUCAUUUGCUGUGGUGUAUUAAUCACCCGUCUAUUAGUUAUUCAUAGGAUUAUUUUAUUUAUUACCACUGCAUUAGCAGAACGUUAUCCAUGCUCUUUAUCCUUGUACAAUGUUGUUCAAGUGCCGUAUUCCCCAGUUGUGCUUCUCUUACCCAAUAAUCGUUUAGAAAACAUUGUAAUAUAUACUAUUUGGUCUCAUUUAUAUAUGCUAUGGACAUCAUUCCUAUGCUUCUGAGUCUUUCGUCUUAAAUGCUUUGAAGUAAUAUAUACACUGCUCAAGAUCAUGAUCAUUCUCGAAGUUAGAAUCUUCCGGACCCAGUAGAUUCAGUAAAAUGCCAUAAGGAUCUUGAAACAUUGAGGAUCAUAAUGCUUCCUUUUUGAAAUUUCAGUUUUGCUUCUAAGAUUUUUCUUUGCGCUAUAUUUUAUUAACUAGCGUCCGCAUGUCUUCUCUCGUAGGAUUUAUGCUUCCAUCUCAUCUGUCUUUGCGUUCAUCGGUCGACGUUUCGUUAUGUUCUUGAGACUAUUUUUUUCUGCCCUUUCAAAACCCACAUAUACCGUUCAUCCUCUGUUGGUUCAGCCUCUUUUCGCUACUUUUUCUGUACAAACCAUAAUUUUUUUUACGGAUCACUCGUUUAUUUUUGUUGAGGAGAGUUUAUUUUUGAACCCGGUUCCAAUCGAAGGUGAUCUAAUGAUCCUUUCGUUGUUCGAAAACUAUGUACCAGCUGAGUAUCGAGAAUCGUUUUUCCAGUGUCCUUCUUCAUUGUUUGUCUCCGUUUUUGUUUUAAAAAAUAUAUGUAGCAUACCCUACUUCUCAUAGAAUAUCAGUCUUUGUUUCAGUCACAGUCACAUAAAAAUGCUCUUGGUCCCGUUAAAAUCUUCUUCUUUAAGCCGCAUCAAACUAGGAGAUCAUAAAUUCCCCAACUAGCUGUUCUUCUAAUUUAUUUUUUUCAUCAGUUCCUUUGCAGUUUCCAUAUCUCGCGUCUCUUUUUUUGUUCUGGUCACGCAAAAAAUGCUCUGGGUCCCUUCAAAAUUAGCUUUUUUAGAGAACUUUGUUCUGAACCCGGUUCUUGCUCUGCCAGCUGAAAAUUAGCUUAUCUUUUUUUUCCUCUCUCUCUCUCUCUCUCUCUCUCUCUCUCGCUAGUCCAUUGACAGUUCUCAUAUUUCGCAGUGUGGAGAUCCCUGCCUGUCAGAAGUAUAUAACUGGCAAGGAAAACACAAACGUGAGAAGCACAGAAGAGUCACUUGAGAUCAUAGAACCCCCAAACGUGAUGGAUCUGAGUGAUCUCAACGUGAAGAUCCCUCCACUUGCCGCUUUCACCCGGUCUGGACACCUGCAGGAGCCAUCAUCUCACCCUUCAGGGGAUGCUGAUUGCCGCCGCCAAACUCUGGAUAUCACGAAUGGCCGGUUGUUUGUGAUCUUUCAACUAUACUUUGGAUUCUUUUAGACAGGUGGGCUUUAUAUUUCCUUCCUUUGCACAGCAUACUUGUCUGACCAACGCCUUUCUCUGUUCGUACCCUCUUUUGGGACUCACCAUCAGUCGCUGACCUUCCAUGAUUUACUUCUUUUGGAGCUCGCCCCUCGAGGAUGGCAUCUAAUCCGCCUCAUCCUUGUUCUUGUCGCAGAUUCCAACCAGCGGAUGAUUUCUGCAUCUGAUUCUGACGCCUCCCUUUUUCUCUUGAUGAUGCCGAGGUUGGCGGAAAACGUUGUCCGCUGUUUCAGAAAACGGUAUUCGUGCAGAGCAACGGCAACCUAUGCGGGUCGCCUGCCGGAGGCGGCACGCGGUGUCGUCUUCGCCGCCGGUCGCCGGAGAGGGGCGGCGCCGGUGGUGGGAUGGGCGAGGAUGGGUAAGUUUUACAAGUGAAACCCAGAACCCCCAACUUUGUCCAGGAAAUAGUAUUCCGGGAAAGCUGCAGGACUCGACGGGAACCUUUUCCCAGCCCUCGGCUUUAUCAACCGGAGAUCGGAAGGAUUCGAGCCCUUCAAAAGGGGCCCAUCAAGCAAGCUGCCGAAAUGCCGCGCUUUCCGGUACUAAAAACUGCUGUUCAGGCAGUGCAAAUACAGGACGAUGCAAGGUCACAUACUCUCUGACAGGAUGUCGGCCCUGAGGAGGCUGCAGCGCCAGAGUAGGGAAGACGAUGUACGGAGCUUGCCAUUUAAUAAACUCCCCGCGCCUGAGAGGAUGCGAUGAGCAACGGCUCUUCUGCUCUGAUCUCUGACGGGAACUGAUCCCAUCAUGAUUGAGGCCCUGAUCUCGAUCACACAACCCUUCUUCCAUCUAACAGGGUGGGUGUCCUCUGGCCCACUUCUUUAUGUAAUCGACUCUAGAUACAUGGAUUCAUCAGGAUUUCAACGUCGAUAACAGGAGUUACCCACCUCAUGAUCUCUCAUCUGUCUAAUUCUGUGGCAGAGAGUGAGUUGCAGCACUUCUUCGCCCACUCGAGCAAGAACAGGAAUGAGAACAGGAUCAUCAUCUGAUCACGUGAUAGACGACAAUCGAAUCCGGGCCAGAUCAGGAGUUACGGGCCUAUGUUUCCUGUGCGAAAAUGGAGACGGAUGAUCAAGGACGAAGUUCGAUGAUGACAAAAGAGUAGGGUUAAAAGGGAGCUCUGGAAAUCAUUUUAAAAAGUUGUCCAAACCAUUCACUACACCCGGGUGAUCACUGCCAUUAUGCUGCAUGGGAAGGUGAUUAACUCCAUGAUGCUCACACACUCACUUUGACUGAACCCAUUCAAGUCUAGAGGGUCUGGUGAUCUUCAGAUCAGAGAGUGAGUACAUUCAAGGUUUGAACGAAGGUGUCCAAUCCGGAAAGCGGAGACAUUCAAGGUUUGGAGAACCAGCGAGGACGGAGCGAGAAGGACGAAACUUCGAGGGCUGAGAUCGGAACGGAACUGAAGAACCCCGUUGGGAGGAAGACGAGAUUAAGAACGCUUGAGCUGGUUCAGCCACGGCCAGCCUAGCCUGGGAAUAGGUACAGCUAGGAGGAUGACCCAGAAGCUCGGGUGAACGCAAGCACUGCAGAUUUUACAAGCUUUGGAUAACAGAUCUCAAAGUGUUUUAACACCACCUUUCAAACCGGCAUUUCAUUGAUCUCUUCUUUUCAUUCCAAAUGAUCUCUGUAAAUAUCUGCCUAAAGGAGUUCGUCACUGGGUGAUCUCACUGAAGUUGCCACUCCGGAUUCAAGAUGGCGUACAGGAAAUGAGCUGGGUGUCGAAUCUCUAAACUUUAUACAGUAGAAUGUUCUGAUAAAAUAGGCUCAUCAUCGGAGGAUUCAGCGCCAUCUUUUCAGCGAAGAUAGGAGGAGGUACUCUAUAUAGUUUUACUUAGAAAUCCAACAGAUGUAGGAUCAUGCAAUGCAAUUCAUGGCUUUCAUCGCCCAAAAGUAUCAGAACCAAUACCGGGCUUAGAGACAUGGGUAUCUACAGACGCAAACGAAGGGAAAAAUCUGAGAGUGAGAUGUUGAAUCCACAACGUGUAGACAUAGCGUCGAUCUUGCCCCCACUACAAUCCUGCAAUCCACUGCCGCUGCAACUCUCAGCACUUGUUCAUUUCAUCCUCUACAAACAAAAAGAAAACGCUAAUGGAGACCCCGGCCAGAAUCCCGACGAAGUAAUUAAGCCCUUCUUUGUUAAUCCCCACCACGGCGUCCUCCCCGGACGCGGAAAUCAACAACAUGCCGGGGAGGGGGGGGGUUGGCGUGCUCUAAGGUCAAUCAAUCAUCACCAGUUGGAAAAAGCGUCAGCAUCCUCCUCCCUCCCCCUCCUGAAGCUGCCCCGGAAUCGGAGCCCUCUGCGUAUGAUGUCCCCCGAGGAGAAGGCGCGAUCGAGGCUCCCCCGGGAGCAACUAUCAUCUGGGGGACUCCAGGAGGCUGCGGCGGCCGCGAGAGGUAGCCGUGCUCGAAGCCUCCGCCGCGGGGAGAACCCAGGUGGCCCAUGUGCCUCUGAUGGUAGUACUGCUGCUGCUGGUGAGCGGCGGCGGCGGCGGCGGCGACGGCGGCCAUCUGCUGGUGGUGCUGCAGGGCCGAAACGGGCACAAAUGGCAUGAGCUGGUGGUCGGGGGCACAGACUCCUCCCCCAGGCACCAUCACGCCGGCGGGCGGAGCGCGGCUAAGGAAGUGGCGCGGCACGGGGGCGCUGGCGAAGAGGCGGUCCGUGGCAGCGUCGACGGCCGAGACGUGGCUGCCAGGCCCGGUGGCGCCGCCGGGGGAGGAGAGGCUCUGCAUCCGCUUGA
Molecule: messenger RNA, 11805 nt
Organism: Spirodela intermedia
Lineage: Eukaryota; Viridiplantae; Streptophyta; Magnoliopsida; Alismatales; Araceae
Source: the annotation of a GenBank genome assembly